AUGACCAAGCGAACAAAGAAGGUCGGUGUUACCGGUAAAUACGGUACCCGUUACGGUGCUUCCCUGCGAAAGCAGGUCAAGAAGAUGGAAGUUACCCAGCACGCCAAGUACACCUGCACUUUCUGCGGAAAGGUCACCGUCAAGCGACAGGCUACUGGCAUCUGGGAUUGCAAGUCUUGCAAGCGCACCGUUGCUGGUGGUGCUUACACCGUUGCGUUCGUUCUCCCAACUCUAUCGGAUGAUGCAUAUCAGGAUGGACCACUAACCAAGAAUAGCACACCUGCCGCUGCCGCCAUGCGAUCGACUCUGCGACGUCUCCGAGAGAUUGCUGAGGUUUAA
Fusarium fujikuroi IMI 58289 is the source of this 339-nucleotide messenger RNA. RefSeq names its product probable RPL43B-60S large subunit ribosomal protein. The coding region runs from base 1 to 339 and encodes 112 amino acids. NCBI's taxonomy places the organism in Eukaryota, Fungi, Ascomycota, Sordariomycetes, Hypocreales, Nectriaceae. Gene Ontology annotation, biological process: translation. The record is from RefSeq and is a predicted model, not a curated record. Gene Ontology annotation, molecular function: structural constituent of ribosome. The transcript is spliced from 3 exons. Gene Ontology annotation, cellular component: ribosome.